Messenger RNA from Synchytrium microbalum, 1281 nucleotides. RefSeq lists its product as uncharacterized. Gene Ontology annotation, biological process: microtubule cytoskeleton organization; mitotic cell cycle. The record is from RefSeq and is a predicted model, not a curated record. The coding region runs from base 1 to 1281 and encodes 426 amino acids. Gene Ontology annotation, cellular component: microtubule; cytoplasm. The transcript has 6 exons. Gene Ontology annotation, molecular function: GTP binding; structural constituent of cytoskeleton. Lineage: Eukaryota; Fungi; Chytridiomycota; Chytridiomycetes; Synchytriales; Synchytriaceae.
AUGCGCAAACACGGCAUCCAACCUGAUGGUCAAAUGCCCUCUGACAAGACUAUUGGUGGUGGUGACGACUCUUUCAACACCUUCUUCUCGGAGACUGGUGCUGGCAAGCACGUACCACGUACCGUAUUCGUCGACUUGGAGCCCACCGUCGUUGACGAAGUCCGUACUGGUACCUACCGUCAAUUGUUCCACCCUGAACAAUUGAUUACUGGAAAGGAAGACGCUGCCAACAACUAUGCUCGUGGUCACUACACUAUCGGAAAGGAAAUCGUCGACUUGGUAUUGGACAGAAUCCGUAAAUUGGCUGACAACUGUACUGGUCUCCAAGGUUUCUUGGUCUUCCACUCCUUCGGUGGUGGUACUGGAUCUGGAUUCGGUGCUCUCUUGUUGGAACGUUUGUCUGUCGACUACGGCAAGAAGUCUAAAUUGGAAUUCUCGGUAUACCCAGCUCCCCAAGUAUCCACCGCUGUAGUAGAACCAUACAACUCCAUCUUGACCACCCACACCACCUUGGAACACUCUGACUGUGCCUUCAUGGUUGAUAACGAAGCCAUCUACGAUAUCUGCCGUCGUAACUUGGACAUUGAACGUCCAACAUACACCAACCUCAACCGUCUCAUCGCUCAAGUAGUAUCUUCCAUCACUGCCUCUCUCCGAUUCGAUGGUUCCUUGAACGUAGAUUUGACUGAAUUCCAAACCAACUUGGUACCAUACCCCCGUAUUCACUUCCCAUUGGUCACCUAUGCUCCAGUAAUCUCGGCCGAGAAGGCCUACCACGAGCAAUUGACUGUAGCUGAAAUCACCUAUUCUUGCUUCGAACCAGCAAACCAGAUGGUUAAAUGUGACCCCCGUCACGGUAAAUACAUGGCUUGUUGUCUCUUGUACCGUGGUGACGUUGUACCCAAGGAUGUCAACGCUGCCAUUGCUACCAUCAAGACUAAGCGAACCAUCCAAUUCGUUGACUGGUGUCCAACUGGUUUCAAGGUCGGUAUCAACUACCAACCUCCUACCGUUGUACCUGGAGGUGACCUGGCCAAGGUCCAACGUGCUGUCUGCAUGUUGAGCAACACCACUGCCAUCGCUGAAGCUUGGGCUCGUCUUGACCACAAGUUCGAUUUGAUGUACGCCAAACGUGCCUUCGUGCACUGGUACGUCGGAGAAGGUAUGGAAGAAGGUGAAUUCUCUGAAGCCCGUGAGGAUUUGGCUGCCUUGGAGAAGGAUUACGAAGAGGUUGGAACCGAUUCUGUAGAAGGCGAGGAAGAAGGCGAAGAAGAAUAUUAA